AUGAAAGCCGUCCAGAUCCUAGGAGAACCAUCCUCCCCCACCGUCGCCACAAACAAUGAAAUAACCAAACCCGUCCCCAAAGAUGCGGAGAUCCUGAUCAAGGUCCACGCCGCUGGUAUAACCGGCGACGAAAUAACCUGGCCUGAACCAUACAACCGGGCAACCAGGAUCCCAGGCCACGACAUUUCAGGCAUUGUCUCUGAACUCGGCCCAAACUAUAACGGUCCACUCAAAGUCGGCCACGAGAUUUUUGCAAUGAUCUCAGCGGAUCGGGGCGAGGGCCAAGCUGAAUAUGCGAUCUGUACGGGCAAUGAGGUAGCCCUGAAGCCGAAAUCGAUAUCGCACGCAGAAGCGGCUGCGCUACCAAUUCCACUUCUGACUGCGUAUGAGGCACUAUUGGAUCAUGGCGGGAUCAAGUCAGGCAUGAGGGUCUUCAUCACGGGUGCGUCUGGUUCGGUGGGCAUUUUGGCGGUGCAGAUUGCCAAGUGGAAAUUUGGGGCUCAUGUUGUUGGUCUGGCUUCGGCUCAACACCAUGAGACUUUGAGAAAGAUGGGUGCGGAUGAGGUAUUCGAUUACAAGAUUGAGGGGUGGGAGACACAGUUUGAUAAGGUGGGUCUUGUUUUCGAUACGGUUGGAGGGAAAGUGUUGGAGAAGUGUUGGAAGGUUGUUGAGGAUAAUGGUACUCUGAUCACAAUUGGAGAUCCUGCGCCAUCAUGGGCUUUUGGACAGGGCGUUGCUCCCGAGGCGGUUGAUCAUCCUGGUGUCCGGUAUAAGCAUUUUAUCCUUUCGCCGGAGUCUGAGAGACUUAGUCAACUGGGUGAGAUGAUUGAUGGUGGAUUAGUGAAGCCCUUGAAGGUUGAGGUAUUUCCCUUUGAUGACUCCGUCAAGGCAUGGGCGUAUGCUCGACAGCGAGGUCGUGGAAACAAGGCUGUGAUCAGCUUUGUAUGA
This is a messenger RNA of Penicillium cosmopolitanum, 948 nucleotides long. RefSeq names its product NADP-dependent oxidoreductase. Bases 1 to 948 code for a protein of 315 amino acids. Gene Ontology annotation, molecular function: oxidoreductase activity. Lineage: Eukaryota; Fungi; Ascomycota; Eurotiomycetes; Eurotiales; Aspergillaceae. The transcript has a single exon. The record is from RefSeq and is a predicted model, not a curated record.